AUGGACAACCAGUCACAUGCGAUAAGUGUAGUAAGUUAUGAAUAAUUAUGGUGUAAUAAUAAUAAUACUUAUUUAUAGCGUACAAAUGAUUGAUGAAGACACGUCGAACAAGAUCAACAUUAUUUUGUUGAAAAAUAGAGUCGUCUAAAAUCUGGACACGAAAAAAACAAAAGAGGAAUUUGCCUAACCUGUUUUGGAAAUGGCAAGAAAGGGAAAUGUAGCAUCGCGCACUUCAAUCCAUCUUCUAUUGAGAGACACAAGAACACUGUUCACAGUGGAGUUCAGGCAUUAAUUGUACGAAACGAUGAUCUGAGAGCAAGGCAUGCUGUUAAAUUGCUAAAUGAAAAUGAAUCCCUUAUUAAACCUGUCCCACCGCUACCCGGCAAAACGUCAGGAGAAAAAGAUCAGGAGCAAUUAAACCGCAACGAGGACAGCCACGAUCAGACCACUGAACAAGAUAAAGAAAUGUCAGGUGAAAGCUCCAAAUGUUUGUUGGAUGAAGAUAUUUGGACCAUUCCACCUCCCUUAUCCUCUCUUAUCCCUUUAUCUGAAGAAGAUCCGUUAAUUGAUAAAGAAGAAUCACUCACUAGUCAGCCCAAUACACAGUCUGCAGUAGACAAGUUUUUUGUUAGUUCCAAAGAAAUCGCACAGUCCUCGGAGCCUUCAAUCAAGGAGUUGUCAGGUAAAUUGGACAAAGUCUUGAAUUUAUUGUCGGUAAGUGCGACUAAUACAGAGGCAGUUCCAAAAGGUUCCAGAGGCAGUUCUAAAGCAAUUCCAAAAAAACAAAUUCUGCCGAGAGCAUCCCUGGCAAUUCUGCUUCAAAAAUAUUCCGAAUUUUUAGACCUGAAUAAGGAUAUUGAACUUGUUGGAGACUCAGAAGAUAAAACUGUACCUUGCAAAAUUUGCUUUUUUUACUUGAAUAGCAAGAGCGCAUUGCAGCGAGCGUCCCAUCUUCCAAGUUCGGGUUGUGUCUCUACAGGUUUACUGAUAUGGCAAGAGGCCUAUCAACACUGCAUUUUGGGCCAUAAUAGCACAUGGUAACGUCUUAAGAAAAGAAUGUUGGACCACUUUAAUAGCAAUAAUGAGAAUCAAAUUCGAACAGGCCUUGGCAUUGUGAAGACAAAAUCUGCGGCGCAGUCAUACAAGACGAGAAUUGCCGAGCUACAAAUGUCAGGAACAGAUGUUGGUGACUUUGGCCAUGGUUGUAAUCAAUUCAACGAUAUAAUUAAAGUGGCAACAGUUGGUUCUCUCUACUCCGAUGCCUAGCACUGGUCUCCCUCCACAUUUCUACAUUACAGCAGAGAAGAGUACAAACCACAGAGUAACAAAUCAAGUGUCUAUGGUGUGUCCAGUGGUGGAUGGUGAACGGAAGGCCAUACCAUUAGCAACGAGACAAGUUCACAAAGAUUCUUCUGGCCAUGGUGGACUUGGUGACGAACUCGCUGAGAAGGUCUUUGAGGAUCUGGAUAAGCAUGCAAAGAUAGAUAAAGACACCCCAGGUUGAUGCAAGCCCAAGGGAAGGUGUUUGAUGGUCAGCACCUUACAAGACCCUUCAUCCAAGCAAUGAAUGAGCAUAUAAAAGUCCUCUUAAGUGGAAAUGAAAUCAAUGAUUUGCCGGAAGAUGCUACAGAUGAUUUCUGGUGGCCAGCGCAGUGGGACCCCACCCAUUGGCUCGAUCUUGUCUUUGAAAAAUUUAGAGGAGAAGUGUUUGUUGCAAGGCUUCUCAGUUGUACAAAACCUUGUUCACUGCCAGUUCGGACACGGGAAAUUGCACAGUGUUUCUAAAGCAACAGCUGCAGAUUUGGACCUUCCAUUCCAAGUCACUGUCUCAUUUGCAACUCAACGAUUCAUGAGUAGCUCUUACCAACAUUUUCUGGAGCUUGAGAAAAGUUUGGGAGUUUAUAUCAACUUUUCGAGAUCAUGACAAUACUGAGAUUACCGAGUACAAAAUUGCUGGUACCGAUUUUGUAUACGACUUAUUGGGAACUAUUGAUCUUCUGUGGCCUUUAGCCCUCCUAAUGAUCUGGGGACAGUUGGAAUGGUGUCCUGUUUGGAAAUUCCCAAGUUGGAUUCCCUUGGUGGAGGAACAGCUUCGCCAAGUUGCUAAAGAAGUGAUAAAGGAUGGUCCAGCCCAUUCCGUUUGUCCUCAUCUUCAUGAGCAUUGA
Molecule: messenger RNA, 2165 nt
Organism: Paramuricea clavata
Lineage: Eukaryota; Metazoa; Cnidaria; Anthozoa; Malacalcyonacea; Plexauridae
Source: the annotation of a GenBank genome assembly